UCCUAGCCCUGCCCCGCCCAGGCUGGGUGACCUGGGGCACAUGAUUAACCUCUUUGAGCCUCAGUGAAGUGGGUGGUGGGGUCAGCAAUCCCUGGUGCAUGACUGCUGUGAGGUUAGAGGAGGUGAGUGACAGACACCAGCAUGUGCCUCACACACAGUAGGUGCUCAUUCAAUGGUAUCUUUGGCUCAUUCACGUCAUGAGCUGGAGAUGGACGCCCCUGACCUUUCAUGUCUGAUUCCUUUCCAGGAGACGUCCCCGAACCAUCCAUCUGGGCUGACCCAGGCCCCAUCUUCACCAAUGGGAGCUCUGUGACCAUCUGGUGUCAGGGGUCUCUGCAGGCUAGUGCCUACGUUCUAUAUAAAGAGAGGGGCUCUGAGCCCUGGGAUACCAGGAUCCCACAGGACUCCAGCAACAAGGCCGGUUUCCUCAUUGAAGCCACGACCUCAUCCCACGCAGUGCUGUACCAGUGUGCAUAUUACACCACUGAGGACAUACUGUCUCAGAGGAGUGACCCCCUGCUCCUGGUGGUGACAGGAGUGGGCGAUGCACCCUCUCUUUCAGCCCAGCCAAGCGCUGUGGUGGCCUCAGGAGGGAACGUGUCCCUCUCCUGUAGCUCACAGCUCACAUCUGGUCCUUUCCAUCUGCUGAAGGAGGGAGGGGCUGACCCGCCCCGACACAUGGAAGCAGAAUGGAGGAUGCAUGCUGAAAGGUGGCAGGCCCAGGCCAUCUUCUCUCUGGGCCCCGUGAGCCCCUCCCAUGGGGGGACCUACAGAUGCUAUGGUUCUUCCAGCUCCUACCGCAACGUGUGGUCACAGCCCAGUGCCCCUCUGCACAUCCAGGUCACAGGUGUGCACAGGGAGCCCGCCCUCUCAGCCCAGCCAGGCUCGCUGGUGCUGCCUGGACACAGCCUGACCCUCCAGUGCCACGCGGAGGCCGGCUUUGACACAUUCGCUCUGACCAAGGACGAGGGCCUCACACACCCCCAGCGCCUCGAUGGGCAGCACAGCCCCCACUUCCCCCUGGUCCAUGUGAACCGCACCCACGGGGGCCGGUACAGAUGCUACAGUGGACACAACCUCUCCUCUGUGUGGUCGGCCCCCAGCGCCCCCCUGGACAUCCUGGUGGCAGGAAUGUACAGGAAACCCUCCCUCUCAGCCCAGCCGGGACCCUCAGUGCCCAGGGGAGUGAACGUGACCCUGCAGUGUGGCUCUGAGAUCUGGUUGGACACCUUCCACCUGCACAGGGAGGGGUCACUGGACCCUCCCCAGCACCUCCAUCUGCAGGACACGUCUGCACCCUCUCAGGCCACCUUCACCCUCAGUCCUGUGACCUCAGGCUUCCCGGGGACCUACAGGUGCUAUGGCUCAAACAGCACCUCCCCCUACCUGCUGUCACAGCCCAGCGACCCCCUGGAGCUGGUGGUCUCAGACUACACAGUGGAGAAUCUCAUCCGGAUGGGCGUGGCUGGCUUGGUCCUGGUGGUCCUCGGGGUGCUGCUAUGUCAGGCUCGAAACGACACCAGAAGGACCCACGAUGCAGGCGGGAUGUGAACACAGAGGGAACAAUGCACCGUUCAGAGUGGGGGAGACUUGGAGCCCAUCUGAUGACCCCAGGAGGUGCUGAAAGAGAAUGUGGACCACAGUUGGGGAAACUGUCUGCUGAGAAUGUCCAGGGGAGGAGACGUGAGAGGCACAUUUUGGGUGCUGGAGAACGUGGGUCAUGUCCCUAUAGAGGACGCCUCCUCCAUCCACCUGGGGUGCUCUCCCUGUCUCCCUGACCUCGCUCACUCUCCUUCACUGCCCUUCUCUUCUCACCCUGUGACGUGAGGGUCCAUCCCACAUGGCUGGUUUGGAUUCACAUUUAUACACCCCUUCAUGCUGGGCCACACCCAUCCCAA
Molecule: messenger RNA, 1898 nt
Organism: Myotis daubentonii (Daubenton's bat)
Lineage: Eukaryota; Metazoa; Chordata; Mammalia; Chiroptera; Vespertilionidae
Product: leukocyte immunoglobulin-like receptor subfamily A member 6
Biological process (GO): immune response-regulating signaling pathway; cytokine-mediated signaling pathway
Cellular component (GO): plasma membrane
Molecular function (GO): inhibitory MHC class I receptor activity
Source: RefSeq, a predicted model, not a curated record